Messenger RNA from Cannabis sativa, 800 nucleotides. RefSeq lists its product as uncharacterized. The record is from RefSeq and is a predicted model, not a curated record. The transcript has 3 exons. NCBI's taxonomy places the organism in Eukaryota, Viridiplantae, Streptophyta, Magnoliopsida, Rosales, Cannabaceae. The coding region runs from base 337 to 702 and encodes 121 amino acids.
UUCAACUAUUCACACAUAUACAUUUUUGAUGGCAACAUAGGUGGUGACGCGAGAAAAGGCCGUGGGAGGAAUGUUUUAGUAAAGUUAGAAGAGAGAAGAAAAAACUCUACUGGCCCGUUGCCAUUAGAAGUUGACAGUGUCUCGAACAAAAUAGUAGGCUUGGAGAGUAAAGCUUUUCCUCGAUUGGUAGGGCGAGAGGUUGCACUGCAUGUGCCUGGACAUCAUCCAAGUUGGGCAAAUGUCCCGGAGCAGUACGAACACCUCAUCUUAACCAAGCUUCGGCAUUAUUACCAGUUGGACAGUCAUCCAAAGUUAGUAGCUAUUUCGAUAGCUGAGAUGGCCGAGAAGUACAAAACACAAAAGAAUAUUAGAUUGCAACACUUCAGAGAAUAUUACAAAAACCCAGAAGACUUUGAAAAUGCAGUGAAGAACCCUCCCAAUGAACUUAAUGAAGACCAAUGGCGACUAAUAUGUGAAUUGUUCACAACUCCUGAUUUCAUUCAACGGUCGAAGCAAAACUCUAUCAAUCGACAGAAGAUGAAAUUCUCUUCAACAACAGGGUCGGUAACUAUGGCUGAGAUUCUUCGUCAAAAACAAGGAAAGGGUUACAUUGAGACUUGGAAAGAAUGUCAUACUAAGAAAGACACCAACACCUUCAUCAAUGAGGCUGCCAAAAAUAAAUAUGUAAGAUAUAUAAAAUAAUAACUUUUAAAUAUUUUCAAAUAAUUGUAACUUUGCUUGAUUUCUAACUUAUUUAUAUUAUAGGAAGAGAUGUUGACAACUUGAAAUAGUGCUCCUGA